CACAUGUGUGUUUAUCUGUGUGGUCUGUGCAUAAAUUCAUUCAACACAUGGUGCAAGGGUUAGACUGGGAAGUUGUUAUCUUGAUUCGUGAUAGGGCAGUUUGGUGGAUACUGUGUACAUGUACAUGUUUUUGAAAAACUUAUCAUUUGGCAUUAUGAGUCAGUUUGGAGGCUGGGUUGAAAACGGAGACCUUUGUGUACAUGAUUUGGGUUUUGUCAUCAGCAAGAACAUGUAAUGGUUUCAGCGCAGGAGUCUGGAACGGGACAUGAAUGAUGUAUGCGUUUUGUGUUAUAGGGUCUCACCCCAGCAAACAAUCCCAGAAGCCCCUGGACUCUUCAGAGGAGGAAGAGCAACAAGACAACAGUUACUACCGGGAGGACGAGAUUGACCGCGACGACAAGGCGGACAGAGACAAACGAGAGGAGAGAUACCGAGAGGAUGAUGAAGAAGAAGAACAACUGGGAUCUGAUGAUGAUGAACAGGAGGAUCCUAAGGAUUACUGUAAAGGCGGCUAUCACUUAGUGAAGAUUGGUGACCUUUUCAAUAACCGGUAUCACGUCGUCCGUAAGCUAGGGUGGGGACACUUCUCCACCGUUUGGCUGGCGUGGGACCUCAAGGGCCGUAAAUAUGUUGCACUGAAGGUUGUUAAAAGUGCACAACACUACACAGAAACUGCAGUGGAUGAAAUCAAAUUACUUAAAGCAGUUCGAGAGAGUGACACCUCCGAUGCCAACCGAGAGAGAGUUGUACAACUACUAGAUGACUUCAAGGUUUCUGGCGUCAACGGAACCCAUGUGUGCAUGGUCUUUGAGGUGCUUGGUAAUAACCUGCUAAAACCUAUCAUUAAGUCCAAGUACAUGGGUCUGCAGCUACAGCAGGUCAAAAGCAUCAUAAGACAGGUCUUGGAAGGCUUGGACUACUUACACACCAAAUGUCACAUCAUCCACACAGACAUCAAACCAGAGAAUAUUCUCAUGUGCGUCAACGAUGAGUACAUCAAGAAACUGGCCCACGAGGCCAAGGACUGGGUGCAGGGUAACGCCAAACCACCAGUAUCGUCAGUGAGCACAGCUCCUAUUGAGAAGAAACCAGAGAAACUGUCCAAAAACAAGAAGAGACGAUUGAAGGCGAAGCAGAAGAAACAAAUCGCCCUCCUGGAAAAACAAGAGCAACAGCUGAUUGAACUGGAGAAAGAGAGACACUCAAGGGUAUCAGUCACACCAGACAAGGACCAACCCAACUGUAUGGAGACAGAGCGACAGCACGCUGGCAGCAGCGGCAGCAGCAACGGUAACCAGACACCACUCAGUGAGACAGCGACAACGCCAGGCAGUGAGUAUCCCACCACCCCGAGCAGCGAGUAUGCCACCACGCCAGGGAGCGAGGUCGCACCGGUGAACGGGAUUGGCAGCGAGACGGCCAUGCAGGGGGUGCAGGAGGAGGUGGAGUCUGAGGAGAGGAACGACAGACCGGAUUCAGAGGGAACAGAAUGCCAAACAGACGUCACAGAGCCAACGACAAACGGUAACGGGAACCCAAAAGAGACCAACAUUCUGAUCACCGACACCCAGGAACCAGAGGACGAAACAUCAGAGACACCGAACAGCCCACAGCGAUUAAAACCACAACCGCUGCCCAUGGUGGACCCCAUGACAGACCCCAUGACAGAGUCCAUGGGGGACGGCCCCUGGGUGGAGCCCCAGGGGACAGGGGAACUCUGCAACGGGUACGGAGGGGAGGGUGGGGAUAUGGAGGGGGAGGAGAAAGUGGAAAAGGAGGGAGGAGAGAAGAAUGUGGGAUUGCAGAACGGCGAGACUGAGCACAGCAAGAUGAACGGGGAUAGGGACGACCAUCAAGAUGAUCUCGUCAAAGACAGAAGUCCUGCAGAUUCGACGCUGGAGGAGAACAGACUCCAAGAUGACACCUCACCGAGCAAAGAGGUCGAACUGAGGAGCGUUGAUGAGGAGACGAGACAAGACACGACCGAGGCGGAGGAGAGACAGGAGGAGGAAGCAGGGAGGGGAGGCGGAGACGAGCGAAAAGAGAAGAGGGAGUUGGAGAAGGAUACCGAGGAGCAAGAUGCAAUACUAGAUGCAGAGACUGCCAGUAAGGAGGAUGCAAUCAAGAUGGAGAAUCAGAACGAUGGUGCUGAGAGUCAGUCAGCCAAUGACGACAACGAACUGAAAGUCAAGCUUGCCGAUUUGGGAAACGCCUGCUGGACGCAUCAUCACUUCACGGAAGACAUUCAAACGAGGCAAUACCGGGCCCUUGAGGUCAUCAUAGGGGCAGGGUACGACACCCCUAGUGAUAUCUGGAGUACAGCUUGCAUGGCAUUUGAGUUGGCCUGUGGUGACUACUUGUUUGAGCCGCACUCGGGUGAAAACUAUAGCAGGGAUGAAGAUCACAUUGCCCACAUUUCAGAGCUGUUGGGUACGAUACCCAAACACAUUGCCCUCGGAGGAAAGUUUUCCAGAGAAUUUUUCAACAGGAAAGGUGAGCUGCGUCACAUCACCAAACUCAAGCCCUGGGGCCUCUUCUACGUCCUGACAGAGAAGUACGACUGGGUGGAGCGUGCGGCCAUCGAGUUCGCCUCCUUCCUAGAACCCAUGUUGGAGUUUGAUCCUACCAAGCGAGCCACGGCAGCCAUGUGCCUCAAACACCCGUGGCUCUACUCAUGACGAUAAGUGCAACUGCACGUAGGAAUAAAGCUAAAAAAAACUCUCUGUUGAUUUGUACAGUACACACAAAAAUAGGAUUUGUUCUUCCGUAACCGUCACGUGUUUAAACUGACGUUGUAUGGCGUCGUAUAUGACAAAUAAGUACUAUAGGG
Messenger RNA from Patiria miniata (bat star), 2830 nucleotides. RefSeq names its product SRSF protein kinase 3-like. Bases 270 to 2678 code for a protein of 802 amino acids. NCBI's taxonomy places the organism in Eukaryota, Metazoa, Echinodermata, Asteroidea, Valvatida, Asterinidae. Gene Ontology annotation, molecular function: ATP binding; protein kinase activity. The transcript is spliced from 16 exons. The record is from RefSeq and is a predicted model, not a curated record. Gene Ontology annotation, biological process: regulation of mRNA processing; protein phosphorylation; spliceosomal complex assembly.